Molecule: messenger RNA, 2228 nt
Organism: Aspergillus novofumigatus IBT 16806
Lineage: Eukaryota; Fungi; Ascomycota; Eurotiomycetes; Eurotiales; Aspergillaceae
Product: transcription factor domain-containing protein
Exons: 7
Coding region: 1-2151 (716 amino acids)
Biological process (GO): DNA-templated transcription
Molecular function (GO): zinc ion binding; DNA binding
Source: RefSeq, a predicted model, not a curated record
AUGGGUGAUCCAACGGAGGAUAGUUCGGGACCGCGGUUCAUUCAAAAGGCCGAAGUAACCUCCGGCCGCCCCCAUGUUUCUUCUGCAUUUCCCAUCUGCCCUCAUCAUCCUCGUCCCAUCGCAUCGCAUCGCAUUUACCAUGUCCACAGAUCAUUCGGCAAGGUCGCCCCGCCUCAGGGCUUGUGUGAGAUGUCAGCAGCGAAAAGUCAGUGUGUCCCUGCAACGCUCACUCCGCGCCGUCGUCGAUUUCAAGAGCGAGUUUUACUAGACCGCCUGCGCCACUACGAAGGCCUACUUCGCCAACAUAACAUCUAUUUCGAACCCCUGCAUCCCCAAGCCAAGCAGGAGCCUGUCAUCGCGGAUGUCCCUCGGGACUGUGAACGGUCAGAAACGGCGAGGGCACAGACCCCGGUCCAGUCGCAGGCAGUCGACCUCUGGCAGGCCAUUAGCCGAGUGACACUUGAACCCGAAGAUGACGACGGCGACAGUCCUGACGUGCAGGCCGACGGCGUGGAAAACGCCUGGGAUCACCAUGUCGACCAGCCGGAAGCGAACGAUCAGACAGGCGACGAUCUUCUGUUUGGCCAACCGCAAGCUAAUGUGAAUGUCCUCGCCCUGCAUCCCGAGCAAGCCCAGAUCUUUCGGCUCUGGCAGACGUAUCUGGAAAACGUCAAUCCCCUGCUGAAAGUGACCCAUACGCCGACCCUGCAACCACGGAUUGUCGACGCGGUCAGCGAUCUUGGGGAUAUCCAUCCUACCUUGGAGGCACUCAUGUUUAGCAUCUACUGCAUCGCGGUCAUGAGUCUGGCCGAUAACGAAUGUCACCGGCUGCUCAAAUCGUCCAAGGAAGAUCUACUGGCGCGCUACCGGUUGGGGUGUCGGCAAGUGCUGAUCAAGUGUCGGCCCUGGCAGUUUACCAAUGUCGACGGCUUGACCGCAGUGUACCUCUACUUGGUCUCCGUUUCGCCGCAAACCGACCCGCGCUCGCUCUCCUCUAUGCUGGCCGCCGCCCUCCGGAUUGCACAACGGAUGGGGCUCCACAAUGAGUCGACAUACACUCGAUAUACUGCCGUGGAGGCCGAGAUGCGCCGAAGACUCUGGUGGUCAUUGGUGAUUUUCGAUCAUCGCAUGUGCGAGAUGUCCGACUACAAGGUCACCACCUUGACACCCACUUGGGACUGCCGGAUUCCGUUGAAUAAGCCGACCGAGGCGCUGUUCGCGGUCGUUCGUAGCGAGCUCGCUGACCUGAUCCGGCAUACCACCUUCCACAUCAACUUUGUCAACCCGGUACUGGCGGCCGUGGCUAAGGCAAAGGAUCCUGGCCACGUGUCCAUUUCUGCAGACGGUGAGAUGUUGACUAUACAGAGGGCAAUCGAGGAAAAAUACCUCGCUUUCUGCGACCCCGCUGACCCGCUCCACUUUAUGACAAUCUGGACGACGCGCGGCUACCUGGCCAGAAACCGCCUGCUGGAGCACUACGCGCGACACUUGUCGUCGCCAGCAAUGCAGCAGACAGACGCGCAGCGCAAUGCUGCCCUUUCCUACGCUCUAGAGAUGCUGGAGUGCGAUACGAGACUGCGAGUCUCCCCUUUGACCUGUCGUUAUCGGUGGCUCGUAGAUUUCCACGUCCCCGCCCUGGCAUACAUCCACGUUCUGAACGACCUAAGGAAGCGACCCACGGAAAGCCACGCGGGGAAGGCCUGGCAGGCCAUGAGCGAGAAUUACGAAGCGCGCGCCAUGCACCCCAAGCCCAGCGGGCAGGGUGUCUUCACCGUCUUUGCAAGGGUGGUUCUCCAGGCUUGGGGAGCGCGGGAGAUAUUCCUUCGGCAACGGGGCAUGCCCGUGGAGGCACCCCAGAUUGUGUUGGAUAUUCGCAGCAAAGUAGGGCAGACGAGUUCGGGCUCCUCCAUGGUACCGAGCUGCAGCACCGGAGAACCGUCUCACAGCAGCAUCGCGAUCAGUGCCCAUUCGGAGGCGAUACCCGCACAGAUGAACUUCACCGGUCACAGUGCCGACGGACAAGCCUUCCCCGGUCCAGAUCUAGGUCCCAGCAGCUUCCCCGACGUCGCUGGACCGCCUGGCAUGGACAUUGAUAUAGAUCAAUUCUGGACUGCAAUGGAUUGGAGGUUGAUGCAUACACAGGCCUGGUGAGGUACGCAUUUUCUAAGGUGGAUGCUAGGUACUCCCAGUCAUAGGACUCUCCUCUCUCAGCGCUUGCUCAAUGAUAU